CCUCCUCGUUUUCUGACUCCUCCUUAGCCUUUAUCAUUUUCUACCAUUCUGUGGAAACGACCAGUAGAAAAGAUGAAGUUAGUCUGGCUCAUCUGCGCAGUGGCUGUUGCCACCUCCGUAUGUCUGGCUUUCAACAUUGAUACGACAGCCACCCGCAUCUUUACUACAGAACAAAAAGAUUUCUUCCAAAACAAGGUGCUUCAGUUACUGUCUGACAAGAACAAUGGGACACUUGUCACUGCACCAGAGCAGCUAGGACAUGAGGAGACAUGCACAUCUGAUCUGAACCUGACCCACAACUGCAUCAUUGUUCCAGAAAUUUGGCCCGAACACAUGCAAGUACCCAUCAGGCAAUUUGGACUGUCGAUAUCUGAGGACGCCAUGCGCUCUCAAAUCACUGUUUGCAGCCCACGUGCAGUGCAUCCACACAGUGGGAACUCGUCUCUGAACAAAGUGUGUUACAAGAUGAAACUCGGCCGUGGACCGUCCACCCAAGAACGAACAAAUAAGUCUGUGGAAGUCGUUUUUUUAUUUGAUGGAUCAGCGAGUAUGAGCGAAAGAGAAUUCAAGAAAAAUAAAGACUUCAUUGUGGAGAUAAUGGGCAGCCUUAGGGACACGCCAGUAAUGUUUGCAGCAGUUCAGUUCUCUUUUACAGUCCACAAAGUGUUUGACUUCAACGACUAUGCAGCUGGACGUGCUCUCGAUAAACUUAUGAAAGACAAACAUUUAAAAACUCUCACCAUGACACACAAAGCCCUCGAGUUUGUGUUAGAUGAAAUCUUUGACAGCCCAGCUGCAGGCGCCUCUCCUGAUGUUACCAAAGUUCUGAUUCUAAUCACAGAUGGAGAUCCCUCUGAUACAGACAGGAAUGGGAUCAUUAAAAGAUACGAUGAUAAAAAUAUAAUUCGUCUAGUCAUUGGGGUCGGACAUGCUAGGCUGGAUAAAUUCAGGGCCAUCGCUUCAGAGCCAAAACAUAGAAAUGCCUUCAAAAUUGAGAACUACGAUGGACUCACAGGAGUGCUGGAGAAUUUACCGAAAAAUAUAUUUACUGUGGAAGGCUGCACAGCUCCUCGGGCAGAAUUCAGUGGAUUCAGUGCUGUUUUCAAAAAGGUUUGCAGCACAACUGCAGUCAGCAACUGUUCCGACAACUCCUACCUGAAUAUUGUCUGUCACCAGAUCCCAAAUCUUCAACAAACCUCUUCUUCUGUUGUUGAAGAACGAACAAAUAAGUCUGUGGAAGUCGUUUUUUUAUUUGAUGGAUCAGCGAGUAUGACCGAAGCUGAAUUCAACAAAAAUAAAGACUUCAUUGUGCACAUAACUGACCUCAUGAUGUUGUCAGUAAAGUUUGCAGCAGUUCAGUUCUCCUCCACAGUCCACAAAGUGUUUGACUUCAAUGACUAUGCAGCUGGACGUGCUCUCGAUAAACUUAUGAAAGACAAACAUUUAAAAAGUCUCACCAGCACACACAGAGCCCUCGAGUUUGUGUUAGAUGAAAUCUUUGACAGCCCAGCUGCAGGCGCCUCUCCUGAUGUUACCAAAGUUCUGAUUCUAAUCACAGAUGGAGAUCCCUCUGAUACAGACAGGAAUGGGAUCAUUAAAAGAUACGAUGAUAAAAAUAUAAUUCGUCUAGUCAUUGGGGUCGGAGAUGCUAAGCUGGAUAAAUUCAGGGCCAUCGCUUCAGAGCCAAAACAUAGAAAUGCCUUCAAAAUUGAGAACUACGAUGGACUCACAGGAGUGCUGGAGAAUUUACCGAAAAAUAUAUUUACUGUGGAAGGCUGCACAGCUCCUCUGGCAGAAUUCAGUGGAUUCAGUGCUGUUUUCAAAAAGGAUAGCCUGAUCGUGGGUUCUGUGGGAUCGAACAGCUGGCGUAGUUUUCUCCAUAGACCUCAAGAACAAAUGCAGGGUUACCUGGGAAAUUCCAUUUCCAUUGGAAAGAAAAACGGUGUUCCUUUGUAUUUCGUGGGUUUACCAGAGUUUGAGCAAACAGGACAGAUCGUUUUCAGACACCACUGCAUAUACUGGACAGAAGUGCAGAAAAUUCGUGGAGAACAGAUUGGUUCCUACUUCGGUGCUGAGCUGUGCUCAUUAGAUGUUGAUUCAGAUGGGAGCACUGACUUCCUGCUGGUUGGAGCUCCACAGUUUCAUCUGCCUCAGGUGAAGAAAGAAGGCCGGGUCUACAUCUACUCUGUGAGCGAUGAGACUGUACUGGAAAGUAACCAGGAUGUGACGGGACCAUCUAUGGGUAGAUUUGGCACCACCAUAUCCAGUCUUCCAGACCUGAAUGGAGAUGGACUCCGAGACGUAGCUGUCGGAGCUCCGCUUGAGGAUGAUAAGAGCGGGGCUGUGUAUAUCUACCAUGGCAACAGGCAGAGAGGGAUAGUCAGCACUUUCAGCCAGAGAAUCAUGGGAAAAAAUAUCGACCAUGGGCUGAAAUUCUUUGGAAGGGCCAUCUUUGGGGACCUCGGGGAGGAUGGACUCCCGGGUGUUGUGGUUGAAUCGCGUGGUGCAGCUGUUGUAUUCAGAUCCAAGCCGGUCUUCAACGUCUUGGCUCGUCUGUCUUUUCACCCUGAGAACCUUGACGCCCUGAGUCCAGAUAAAAAUGUAGCUUUGGUUAAAAUAACGGCAUGCUUUGAAAAGGUCGAAGCAACAAAGAGCAAAGCAGGGCCAGUGAGCUCAGCAUUGAACAUCACAUACACACUUAAUGUGACGAGUCAAGCAAGUCAAAGUAUGUUCAGUCAGACCCUGGAGCUGAGAGAUGAAAACACCUGCGUCAGCUACUCCAUCAACAGAGCAAACUAUGUGGAUGACACAUCAACACCUCUCAGGAUCGGACUUAACUUCCUUCAACCUGACAGCGAGAGCGCGAGCGCCGUCCUGAGCGUGGACUCUGAAAGAGAGGCUGUCCUUGAGAUUCCCAUUUAAAAAUAAUGCAGAAGAAGAAGUGAGAGCUGAACUGUUCAAGAACGUAUUUCUGAUCUUUAGCAAGUAAAAAACAUGUUAUUAUCAUGGAGUAAUUAAUAAAAGACUUAUUGAUGAAAA
Molecule: messenger RNA, 3039 nt
Organism: Haplochromis burtoni (Burton's mouthbrooder)
Lineage: Eukaryota; Metazoa; Chordata; Actinopteri; Cichliformes; Cichlidae
Product: integrin alpha-L
Exons: 25
Coding region: 73-2922 (949 amino acids)
Biological process (GO): cell-matrix adhesion; integrin-mediated signaling pathway; cell-cell adhesion
Cellular component (GO): integrin complex; external side of plasma membrane
Molecular function (GO): integrin binding
Source: RefSeq, a predicted model, not a curated record